Messenger RNA from Monopterus albus (swamp eel), 4575 nucleotides. RefSeq names its product PHD finger protein 14 (gene phf14). The coding region runs from base 100 to 2721 and encodes 873 amino acids. The record is from RefSeq and is a predicted model, not a curated record. Gene Ontology annotation, biological process: regulation of transcription by RNA polymerase II. The transcript has 17 exons. NCBI's taxonomy places the organism in Eukaryota, Metazoa, Chordata, Actinopteri, Synbranchiformes, Synbranchidae.
CCAGGCAUUUGUACCGUACGUUACUGCUGUGUUUUCCAUUGUCCACACAGCAUGCUGCUAAAAGGAGACUUGCCUUGUUCCUAGUAAAACGAAGAACAGAUGGACCGCAGUUUGAAGCGCCGGCAGGUGAAACCACUUGCUGCCUCUCUCUUAGAUGCCUUGGAUUAUGACAGCUCAGAUGACAGUGACUUUGAAGUGGGAGAUGCCUCAGGAUCAGACGGCACAGGAAAUGGCAGUGAUGAAGAAGGGUCUAAAGCGAGUGCUGCAGGUUCAGAAAGUGACUCAGACAAUGCUGGUUCUGCAGACAAUGGUAUAGAUGUGGAGGAGUCCCAGGACCUGGCAGCUGAGGACAACUUAACGGAAGAUGAAGAGAAGACCAAACAGCAGCCUUCCUCAGACAGCUCUAUUAAAGACGCCCCAGCUGUCACCCCACCCAAAGGGCGACGCAAAAGCAAGAAAACAUCAGAACUUGAGCCGGUGCCUGCUCCGGUUGCUGGUACUGGAUCUACCUCGAUGUCUGGAACUGGCAGCGAAAACACUGAAGAGUCUCAAGCUGAGCCCAAGAAAUGGAAUUUCCGUAGGAACCGUCCUCUGCUGGACUUCACCACUAUGGAGGAGCUGAAUGAGAUGGAUGACUAUGACAGUGAGGAUGAUAAUGACUGGAGACCUACAGCAGGGAAAAAGAAAGGCAGAGCUGCCACACAGAAAAACACUGAGGAAGAGGAUGGCGGCAGCGCCAGUGAUGAUGAUGACGAUGACGACGAUGAUAAUGACGAUGAUGACGAUGAUGAGGAAGAUGACAAGGAAGAUGACAAGGAAGAUGGUGAUGACAAAAACAACAACAACAACAGUAGCAGUGAUAGUGACAAAGAGGUGAAAAAGCCAAAGAAGAAGGCUAAGAGUACCAAUGCUUUUGAUGAAGAACUUACUAAUGACAGCAUGUCCCAGGGAAAAGGCAAUGAGGAUGCCUUGCUGGACCGGUCCCAGAACUGGAGCACUCAGCACAUCCUCAUCUGCUGCGUCUGUCUGGGAGACAACAGUGAGGAUGCAGAUGAGAUCAUCCAGUGUGAUAACUGUGGGGUGACUGUGCAUGAAGGGUGUUAUGGUGUGGAUGGUGAAAGCGACUCAAUCAUGAGCUCGGCCUCGGAGAAUUCAACAGAACCUUGGUUUUGUGAUGCCUGCAAGAAUGGAGUGACUCCCAGCUGUGAGCUCUGCCCCAACCAGGAUGGCAUCUUCAAAGAGACAGAUGCUGGGAGAUGGGUGCAUGUGGUUUGUGCACUUUACGUUCCUGGAGUAGCAUUCGGAGACAUUGAUAAACUACGACCAGUGACACUCACAGAGAUGAAUUAUUCAAAAUAUGGGGCCAAGGAGUGCAGUUUCUGCGAAGAUGUCCGCUUUGCCAGGACUGGUGUGUGCAUCAGCUGUGAUGCAGGAAUGUGUCGAUCCUAUUUCCACGUCACUUGUGCACAGAGGGAGGGACUCUUGUCCGAGGCUGCUGCAGAGGAGGAUAUUGCAGAUCCUUUUUUUGCAUACUGCAAACAACAUGCAGACCGCUUUGACAGGAAGUGGAAAAGGAAGAAUUAUCUGGCCUUGCAGUCUUACUGUAAGGUCUCUCUGCAGGAGAGAGAGAAACAGCUGACUCCCGAGGCCCAGGCCCGAAUCACGACCCGCCUGCAGCAAUACCGGGCAAAAGCAGAACUGUCCAGGAACACCCGGCCUCAGGCGUGGGUACCCCGAGAGAAGCUGCCGCGACCUUUGACUUCUAGUGCCUCAGCCAUCCGAAAACUGAUGAGGAAGGCGGAGCUGAUGGGCAUCAGCACUGACAUUUUCCCUGUGGACACAUCUGACGCCAAUGCCAGCAUGGACGGACGCAGGAAACACAAGCAGCCUGCUCUCACAGCAGACUUUGUCAAUUACUACCUGGAGCGGAACAUGCGAAUGAUCCAGAUCCAGGACAACAUCUCAGAACAGAAGAACUUAAAAGACAAGCUGGAGAGUGAGCAAGAAAAACUGCAUGUGGAGUACAACAAGCUCUGUGAGUCUCUGGAAGAGCUGCUGAAUGUAAAUGGAGAGCUGCGGAGUGAAGGCCAGGCCAUGUGGACUCUGCUGGGGGGCAUCCUAGGCCAGAAACUAAACACUCCGGCUGUUCUGAAAGCCCCAAAAGAGAGGAAGCCCAGCAAGAAAGAGAGAGGAACCCCAGGGAAGUCAUCCAGCCUGCCCGCAAUCCUCUACAGCUGUGGCAUCUGUAAGAAGAACCAGGACCAACAUCUGUUGGUGUUGUGUGACACCUGCAAGCUCUACUACCACCUGGGAUGCUUGGAGCCACCACUAACACGCAUGCCCAAGAAGACCAAGAACAGCUACUGGCAAUGCUCUGAGUGUGACCAGGCCAGCAGCGAUGAGGCUGACAUCGCCAUGGAGACGCUACCAGAUGGCACAAAGAGGUCCAGGAGGCAGAUCAAAGGACCAAUCAAAUUCAUCCCACAAGAGAUGUCCCCGGAGCCCAAGAAACAUCAAGUGAGAGGCACGAGAACCAGAGGACAGAAGAGGAGGAGACUUCCGAUCUGUGAAGAUAGAGAAGAUAAAAUUGAGGAACCACUGCCACGGGAACGCCGACAACGACAGUCUGCAAUGCAGAAAAAACCCAAAGCUGACGACACGAGGACUGAGUGUACAACCUGCAAAGGACCAGGCGACAACGAAAACCUAGUGAGGUUGUGAGAGCCGGGGCAGCCACCUCACCUCCCAUAAAAACUCGGGACAGAUGACCGUUGGCUUAGAGACAGAAAGAGGCAAAUUGAGGCAUUUGAAGAAAGGCACUUGGGUCAGGCUGAAGAACAUCCAUCGUCACGCCACCCCACAACCACUUCUGAUCCAAACCAGACCAGCUACUGUCCAACAAAAAUUGAGAGGAAAUGUAUGAAUCUAAAAUGUGAAAUCUAAGUCCUGAAAGUCUGUUUUGAGCCAGUAAUGUUUACUUAAUGUUGGACUGUUAGCUUGUACACACUAACUUGGUAACUUGGUUAAUGUUCUACAGGAAGUGUCUGUUUUCUUGUUUUUUUGUUGUUGGGGGGGAGUCUUUUAGACUGGGUUCGACUGCAAAAACAUGGUUUAAAGCUGAGAAGCAUCUUGGCCACUCACAUGGCAGCAGUGUUUUUUGUGUUGAUUUGUUUUUUUAGUCCUUUGUUUAGCCAGGAAUGUCCUAUUUUUGAUAGAACUCUUCUUCCAAGGAGUCUUGUUCAGUUCCAGGAAGUCCUGGUUUGGUUGCUUCACUCUGUAGGAAAUGAGUAAAAGACUGUUGGCUUGUCCAUCAUGUUGCUCACAGUGCUAGUCAUUAAACUGCUGCACUCUAUGUGACAGCUGAUUUUUGCAUCGUCUGACUUAGGACCCCGAAUUAAUUCUCUCUGUGCCUCUAGGUGCACACCUGCAUAUAACAUAAAAAUCUUGUAGAGCAACAAAAUUUUUUGUUAUUGGUACUAAUUACAGUAGGAUUUCAGUAUGAAUUUGCUUGACUGCAAGAUGCACUUGAACCUAGGAUUUCUCAGACAUGAGUGUUGUGUUUUUAAUUAAGUGGAGGACCAGCACUAUUAAGCAGAGUCCAUGUUGUGUAAAGAAAAAAAAGCCAACUCUUUCUGGUGUAUAAUGUGUAGCAGUAAAGUAAUGCUACCAUAAAGCAUUUCUAGUGCGAAGUAGUGUAGUUGCAGUUGCUGGUAAUAGCAAAUACUUAUUAGUCCAAAUGUCUUUAGUGGCUUUAGGUCUUUAGAAGUCUUCCUCUGUCUCCGUAUCUUAAAGUGACAGUUAAACUAACACGUCCUCAGAAAGAAUCCAGCUUUGUCUCCAUGUCCCAGGUGGCCCAUAGUCAGUGCUGUCAAAACAACAGCUGCUUGCUGCUCUGUCAGGGCUCGCAAGUGAAAAAGUGUCACAUUCUGCCCUCAUAUGUCACUCUGUUGCCUAUCCAGCGCCUGAUAUGCAUGCUUUUGGGAAGAGUCAAACCCACGGAAUUUACUGCUUUUUGCCUCUCUGGGGUGUGUCCACAAACACCACUGCAGUGGGUUCGUCUUUAGAGAUGAGAUCUUGGUGCAGAAUGACUUGCUGACUCAUGACCAGUUCUUUCACAUCAUUCAUAGUCAGUCUCAAAGACUGUGUGUCAGUUCUCCAGUGCAUGGCUGUAUCUAUUUACUCAGAUCUGAACAAUAAUUUGACGUGGUCUUGUAGAAUCUGAAUGCCAGGUAGAUACUGUAUGUAGUAUGACAAUGUGUACAGUAUUUAUUAAAGAGGCCAAGCAUACAUCUUUUUUAUGCCUACAUAUGUGAUUAUAUAUCAUAGGUUUGUGUUGUGAACAGAGUUGAACUCGGAUUUGUGAUGUAAUCUUGUACCAUGUUUUUUUUUAUUUGCCAAACAUUUGUUUACAGACACGCGUUUAAGGGAAUAUUUCUGAAUGUGUACUGUCUUACUGUGUUACUGUAUGAAGUAAGAAUCUGAGUAUUGCUGCUUUUGUGUGUGUGAAGUGUUUCAGCCUCUGGCCUAUAGCUCUUGAAAAUUAAGUGGAGCUUUAAUAAACUCUUGACUUUUUCA